AUGAAAAAAAAAGGAAAAAGUAACGACGAUAAAAAGUUAAUAUUAUAUGACAUCAUGCUUGAAAGUGAAUCCUUUUUUAUAUUAAAAGAGUUGGAGGCUCUGGCGCCGAAAAAAGGGAUUCGAUCUAUAUUUGUUAAGGACUUGCUUCAGCAACUUGUUGAUGAUAACAAGGUCAAGUCGGAAAAAGUAGGUUCGCAAAAUGUUUUCUGGGUUUUAAAAACUGAGGAAUCCUCGAACUUGCAGAAUAAACAUCAAGAAUUAAUAGAAAAAAAGGGGGAAUAUGAAGAUAUUAUAAAAAAGGAAAAGGAAGGAUAUGAGGAAUUAGUGAAUGCUCUAAAAAUAUCAGAUGACGAGUUAAGGAGUAAAUUAAAAGAAGUUAAAAAACUAACAGACCAAUUGGAUCAUAAAAAAAAGGAACUCGAAAAUUUAAAAAAAACAGAUAUUAAAGAAAUAGAAAAAAUGAAAGCCCAAAACAAGUGUGCUGUUGAGUCUAUACAGAGAUGGAACAAUAAUAUUUUUAUAGUAAAACAAUGGAUCCAAAAUAGAACUGACAGACCUGAAGAAAUAGUUGACAGAUUACUUGGAAUCAAAGAUAUAUUUCACAAUUGGAACUAA
Messenger RNA from Plasmodium malariae, 615 nucleotides. It is a transcript of the gene MND1, whose product is annotated as meiotic nuclear division protein 1, putative. The record is from RefSeq and is a predicted model, not a curated record. Lineage: Eukaryota; Apicomplexa; Aconoidasida; Haemosporida; Plasmodiidae. The transcript is spliced from 7 exons. Gene Ontology annotation, molecular function: double-stranded DNA binding. The coding region runs from base 1 to 615 and encodes 204 amino acids. Gene Ontology annotation, biological process: reciprocal meiotic recombination.